AUGAGUCGAGCGAAGCUCGAUGAUUCUCAUCGCUCAACACCAUUGACUGAGCCUCAGAAUUAUUGGGGAUUCGCUAACUUUCCUAAUCAAGUAUUUCGCAGAGCAAUUAAAAAUGGCUUCAACUUCACAUUAAUGGUUGUAGGGCGAAGUGGUCUCGGCAAAUCUACGUUCAUAAACACGCUCUUCUUAGCAGAAAUUAACGACUUAAAAGUCCCGCCUCCACCUUGCGGCUCCACAGUACGAAUUGAAGAGAAGAAU
Ostertagia ostertagi is the source of this 258-nucleotide messenger RNA. Lineage: Eukaryota; Metazoa; Nematoda; Chromadorea; Rhabditida; Trichostrongylidae. The record is from the annotation of a GenBank genome assembly.